Molecule: messenger RNA, 273 nt
Organism: Suillus paluster
Lineage: Eukaryota; Fungi; Basidiomycota; Agaricomycetes; Boletales; Suillaceae
Exons: 2
Coding region: 1-273 (90 amino acids)
Source: RefSeq, a predicted model, not a curated record
AUGCAUCACCUUCCCGCUGAUCGGUCCAGCACUGCAGUUGGUGAUCCAAAUGCCCGAGGUCAGCGGAACGAGUCCCUUGCCUGGUUCUGGUCUCUCGACAUUGAUUUAUCGGGGCCGAGUGAGUCGUGGAAUGACAAAUUUUACCGAGUUCAUUGGCUUUGGGCGAAGGCUCUGAGGGAUCGAUGGAUUGAAGAACUUACGGUAGUGGAACUGGAGAUGGACUGGACAUGCAACUUCUUCUCGUGCAAGCAGCCCAAUGGGAUGGACAUAUGA